Molecule: messenger RNA, 2728 nt
Organism: Clupea harengus (Atlantic herring)
Lineage: Eukaryota; Metazoa; Chordata; Actinopteri; Clupeiformes; Clupeidae
Gene: wdr31
Product: WD repeat domain 31
Molecular function (GO): protein binding
Source: RefSeq, a predicted model, not a curated record
UCGCUAAGGAAAGUGAGGAACACUGGUCGUGCAGCAUUGAGUUCUACAAGAAAGUUCCUAUCUGGAGGUUAUGCACGCUCACGUUGUACGUUGCUGCUAUUGGGAAGAACGCAUUAACAGACUUGGUCGGACUUCGUCUGCUUACAAUUUUUCUUUAAUGAAAUAAUAUUGAUGCAACCAAGGGUAUGCAAAGAAGAAAAAUAUUUGUGUCUGCCACGUUAUGAAGCUGUCUACCUUGUUAGCUGGCUAGCACUUGUUGGUAACGUUAAACGUUACCACGGUCCUGCUGAGUCCUCAUCCUCAGUCCUCAUCAGGCUUUUGAACCCUGGUUCCGCUUAACGUGAGGCAUGGGGAAGCUGCAGAGUAAGCUCCGCAAACGCUCCGACCGCUACAGAGCAGGCAGGGAUACGUCCGAUGCUGCACCAGCGUCGCAGGUGGUGCAGUAUGAACCUGCGCACUCUGACGCCGUCAACUGUGUCUUCAGCCUCACCUCUGAGCUCUGUGUGUCUGGAGGAAGUGAUCAGGCAGUUGUUGUAUACGACUGGAAAGGAGGGACGCGAUGUCAGGCCUUUUAUGGUCACAGCAGGGAGGUCACCAAGGUAAGCUGUUUACCUGGAAGCACGUGGCUCUUCAGUGCCUCCAGAGAUAAGAGUGCUCUCAUGUGGCAGAUGGGCCGGGAUGCAGACCCCAUCCAGGAGUUCUGUGAACACGAGCUGGUCGUCAACGGGCUGGCUGUCAGCCCAGAUGGAACACAGCUGUGUACUGGGUCACGUGACAACUCCAUGUGCCUUUGGGACAUUGAGUCUGGAGAGUGUCUCCAGAAGAAUACCAUCUCCCGCAACCUGGUCACUCAUGUGUGCUGGGUUCCUGGUGGGACCUCAAUCGUUCAGACUUCUGAAGACAAAACAGUAAGGGUUUGGGACAGUCGCACGUGGCAGGUCACCAACACAUUUCCAUCCAAGCGCUACAUCCAGACACACUGUGACAUCAGCUCAAACUGCAAUCAUGUGCUGUCAAGCAGCAAUGGAUUUGGUGGACAGGGCUGUGAGUCGACGCUGUGGGACCUAAGGCAGCCAGGUUGUAAGGUGGUGGAGUACCGCGGUCACCUCCAGACCACGGCCUGCUGUGUGUUCCUGCCUCCCAGCCCCGACUGUGGGUCCAUGGUGGCCUCUUCUUCUCACGACUGCUCCAUCAAACUCUGGGACCAAAACAGUGGAGCUUGUCUCUACACCCUGACUAUGGACGGCGCUGGUCCUCUGGUCUCUCUGGCUGCGUCCGACCACAGCAGCCUGCUGUGCGCCAGCUUCAACACCGGCCUUCACCACCUCCAGCUGAGCCAGUUGCCCACCCUCAGCCUGAAGGAGGUAGCCAGGUUCUGAUCCACACGCCCCGGGAGCAGUGGCUCUGUGUUUGCAGGGCCCACUCCAGAGCCAUAACACGUGUAGGCACUCGCGGGCGACAGGCGAGUAGACAGGCCGACUGAGUGACCCGUUUGAGUGUGAACAUGUACGGAGUGCCACUUGGAGGUGACCCUGGCCCCGAUCCCAAUGUCCGCACUUAUGGACUUUGAGGUGCUUUCCCACUAAACCUGUGAGGGCUUAGGGCUGUCCAACUGUCACAUCGUCAAGUGCAUGAAGGCUCUUGCACAGACAUUUUCAGCCCUUCAUGCACACUUUCCGUUCGUCCACAUUUCUGGAGACUUGCCUGAGGGAUAUAACCCACAGUUCAUAACGUUGUGAUGUGAAGUAUGUGUGUGAAGGGGAAGUUAAAAAAAUGGAAAACAACUGCCAUAAACGUGAUAUGAUACUAUGUGCAGUCCUAUUCCUGUGUAUACCAUUCUGAGCCCUUGCAGCCUCCUGCACUCAAUCAUCUAGGAGGUCACGUCAAUUAAAUCUGCGAGGGUUCCGGGCUUAGGCUGUAGGUGGGACAUUGGGAUUGGGCCCCCUGUUCAGUUUACGACUUCACUUCCCCUGUCAAGAAGGACAUGACCUCUGCGUAGCCCUGCAAUGCUGCAUUUCAUGUUGAGAGACUCAGGGAAUACAAACUGUGAUGGAAUCAGUGAAAGAAAACUGCUCAUGAACUGCUGUGAUAUCUCGGUGAUGAUGUGAUGAGACUGAAUCACAUUAAUAGUAGAGGGAGCUUUUUACCAAGAUGUCUGAUGCAAAGCAGGUCGUGAUAACAAAGGUUCAGCAUGGCUUUACAAGGAACCAGACCGGCAAAGAAGAUGCUAGUGAAAAUAAUGUCACAAUUUUAAAAGAAUGUAAUAUUCUAAAUUGGCCACAAAGUCGUCAGUCAGAGUGACACAUUGAGACCACAGCUCCUCAUUUUAUCUUAAUAAGGGCACUAAUGCAAUUUUGUUCUCUGGAAAACACCAAAUAAAACCAAAGAUGUUGGUUGUCUUUUUUUCCGAUUGUACCCACUGUGAGCAAUAUUGUCUGCCAGUUUUGACACCUCACUAAAAACCAAACUGACCACUUGUUACUUGUCCCUGGCCAGUCUUGAGAUGAACACAGCCCUGGACAUUUUGUGUUAAUGUUAGUUUGCCUAGUGGAGUUCACACCGUACCACCAAGGUUUUUUUUCCAGUGACUAAAUUCCUCUGACUGAAACAUGUGCGUGAAUGUGAAAAGUUAAAUUCUCUGGCCUGUUAGCAUUGUACGUGCUCUCUGUCUGUGUCUUUGUUUAUAUGUUUCAAUAUACACGGUCUGGUAAAUUAUUUUGGAAACUUC